UUUUCAUAUAAAAAUCAAUAACAAAAUCUGAGAUUGGAUAAUUGUGAUUUUAUUUCAUUUCAUUUUGGUUGAUAUAUCCCCGAAAAUAAAACAUGUAUAAAAAACUUCAAGUUUUUACCAAGACAUCGAAUUUUCGUCAAGCAAUCAAAUUGGUUGAAUGUCCAUUGGUUAAACCACAAGAUGAAGAAGUUCGUGUGAAAAAUAUUUUUGCUGGUGUGAAUGCAACCGAUAUUAAUAUAACGGCUGCUCGUUAUUUUACUGAUGGCAAACUUCCAUUCGAUAUUGGACUUGAAGCAUUGGGUGUUGUCGAUGAAAUUGGAUCGAAUGUAACGACAUUUAAAAAAGGACAACCAGUUUUGGCAUUAACAUCAAGCGGAUUUUCCGAAUAUGUUUAUUCUUCGCCAAAAAAUCUGGUUCCAUUACCAGAACUUAAACCAAAUUAUCUGGUUACAUAUGUCAAUGGAUUAACAGCUACGAUUGGAUUGGAUAAAGCUGGUCAUGUAAAAGCUGGUGAUAAAGUUUUUGUUACAGCUGCAGCUGGUGGUACUGGACAAAUUGUUGUACAAUGGGCUAAACAUCGUGGUGCAUAUGUUAUCGCUAUGACAUCAUCCGAAAAGAAAGCUGAAUAUUUGAAACAAUUGGGUGCUGAUUUUAUUAUCAAUUAUAAAACUGAUAAUAUUGAUCAAGUUUUAACUGAAAAAUUUCCCGAUGGUAUUGAUGUUGUUUGGGAAACAGUCGGUGGUGAAAUAUAUAGUACAUUAUUCAAACAUUUAGCCAUUAGAGGUCGAAUGGUUGUGAUUGGUAGUAUCACUAAUUAUAGUAGUGAACAGAGUCAUGGUUUUGGUGAUGUUCCGAUUUCCAAUUUUCAAACUAAAAUUCUUAUGCGAUCACUUUCAGUUACCGGUUUUAUGUUGCUGAAUUAUCAUGAUUGUUUCCCAGAAUAUUUUGGCCAAUUAAUUUCUAAAGUACAUAAAGGUGAGAUUAAAGCAGUGGUUGAUCUUGGUGAACAAACUUCGGAUGGUAAAUUUUUCGGUCUAGAACAAGUAGCUCGUGCUGAAGAGUAUUUACAUGGUGGAAAGAAUCUUGGCAAAGUGGUCGUUCAAAUUCAGGAACCAUAAAUCAUCAACAAUUUGUUUUAACCUUGAUUGAAUAUUUUUCCAAAGAAAAAAUACUUUUUCCUUUAAAAAUAAAAUUUUCCAGAAAUUUAGAAA
This is a messenger RNA of Dermatophagoides pteronyssinus (European house dust mite), 1211 nucleotides long. RefSeq names its product putative quinone oxidoreductase. The record is from RefSeq and is a predicted model, not a curated record. Gene Ontology annotation, molecular function: oxidoreductase activity; zinc ion binding. Lineage: Eukaryota; Metazoa; Arthropoda; Arachnida; Sarcoptiformes; Pyroglyphidae. Gene Ontology annotation, cellular component: mitochondrion.